This is a messenger RNA of Penicillium oxalicum, 1449 nucleotides long. Its product is annotated as pepsin-like aspartic protease. NCBI's taxonomy places the organism in Eukaryota, Fungi, Ascomycota, Eurotiomycetes, Eurotiales, Aspergillaceae. The record is from RefSeq and is a predicted model, not a curated record. The coding region runs from base 1 to 1449 and encodes 482 amino acids. Gene Ontology annotation, biological process: proteolysis. Gene Ontology annotation, molecular function: aspartic-type endopeptidase activity. The transcript has a single exon.
AUGCGGUACUCACCCAUUCUGCUCAUUGCGAGCAUCGCACCCAGUGUCCACGCCUUCUAUCCAUAUGAAAUUAAAGUCAGCCCAUCGCUUGAGAUCUCCGCCGAGCCCAAGGCGCAUCGCCGCUUCUUCCCGUGGAAAUUGGUUGAUGAAGGCUCCGCCGACGAUGCCUCGCUCGCCCAACCAUUCACUCUCGACAUCAAAAAGGGUCCCGCUCGUCGCGGCGACACCUAUGCGAUUGUCAAGUCCAACACACCAACCCUGAAGAACAGUGCUGCCCUGGAUCAGGACGGAGAGGACUUUUCAUACUUUGCCGUGGUGGAUGUGGGCUCACAGAAGCAAGAGAUGUGGAUGGCUCUGGACACUGGAUCGCCCAGCAGCUGGGUCUUCAGCUCUCUCUGCACAGACAGUGUGUGUCAGCGUCACCAUAAAUUCGACAAGUCCGCCUCAAGCUCCUACAGCUCGUCAAACUCCAUCUUCACCAUUGGCUACGGCAGUGGGACAGUGCGGGGGUCCCUUGGAACGGACACCUUCAGCCUCGCGGACAUGGAUGUGACCUUGACAUUCGGCACGGCCACUUCGGCAAACGACACCUUUGCCAGCUACCCGUUUGACGGAAUUCUUGGACUGGGCCGGUCGCGUACCGGUGGCUGGGGGAUCUCGUCGUUCAUGGAUGUCGUCGCCGAAAAGAAACUGCUUCCGGCCAACAUUGUCGGCUUCAGUCUCUCCCGCGCCAAGGACGACAAGAAGGACGGAGAGGUCAAUUUUGGAGGAGUCGAUACGACCAGAUUUGACGGUAACAUAUCAUACAUCGCCACUAAUGCGGAGACCUGGACGAUCCCGAUGGACGACGCCUAUGUCAAUGGCAAAGCGUUGGGGCUCACAAAUCGAGCCGCGACAAUCGACACGGGCACAACCUACAUCCUCAUCCCUCCUGCCGACGCGGCUGCCCUGUUCGCUCAUGUCCCCAAUUCGUAUCGCUCUGGUGAAAACUUCAUCAUUCCUUGCAACUCGACGGCAACCAUCGAGUUUGCCUUUGCGGGCAUCAAGUACUCCAUCCUCCCUGAAGACUACAUUGGUGCAUCCAGUACCGGGGGUUGCGUGGCGACCAUUGUCGGCCACGAGUCCUCCGGGCCAAACGACUGGCUUGUGGGCGACGUGUUCCUCAAAAAUGUGUACUCCGUCUUUGAUUUCGACAACGGCCAGAUUGGAUUUGGAACUCUCGCUUCCCCCAACUCCACUGGCAACGGUACUGCGGAGAUUCCCCCCGUGUCAUCGUCCACUGUCUCCGCCGCUACCACCGCUGCCGACUCUCCCAGCACCCCUUCGACGACUCGAACCGCCGCCACGCCCACGAUCGACACCGUGAUGCACACGGGUGCUGCAACCCGCCUCUCGCAGAGUGUCGGGCUCUCUCUCAUUGCGACUCUCACUGGCAUGUUCUUCAUCUAG